Lodderomyces margitis is the source of this 2763-nucleotide messenger RNA. It is a transcript of the gene CTA7, whose product is annotated as Cta7p. Gene Ontology annotation, molecular function: zinc ion binding; DNA-binding transcription factor activity, RNA polymerase II-specific; sequence-specific DNA binding. Gene Ontology annotation, biological process: DNA-templated transcription; positive regulation of transcription by RNA polymerase II. The transcript has a single exon. Lineage: Eukaryota; Fungi; Ascomycota; Pichiomycetes; Serinales; Debaryomycetaceae. Gene Ontology annotation, cellular component: nucleus. The record is from RefSeq and is a predicted model, not a curated record. The coding region runs from base 1 to 2763 and encodes 920 amino acids.
AUGUCUGAUAACAACCACAACCCUGAAAUGCCUCGGAUGAACCUUCGCGACUCUCGGAACCCAAACUCAACCAUGUCUCCUCCGAACUCGGGCUUUUCGCCCUAUGGGGCAGUACAGCUACCACCAGUGUACUCCUACCGACAAUCCCAGCAACAGCAGCAGCAGCAAGUACCACCAGUACAACUGUCUCUGGAUCUGAAUUAUUCCGGCUCUCCAAACCCUAUUGCGCAACCAUUACACCCCAUGCAGACACAAACCCACCAAACGGCUGACAAUCGGCCCCGCAUGCGGGUCAGCAAAGCUUGUGAUCGAUGCAGGACGCAUAAAAUCAAAUGCACAGGGUCGGACCCAUGUGCUACCUGUGUACGACAAAAGAAAGAGUGUACGUUUUCCAACUCUGCCAGUGGUAGUGGUGGUGCCAAUGUACCAAAUAAAACCAAUGGAUAUCAACAACAAGGUGCAGAUGCAAAUAAACGGCGCAAAUUUAGCACUCUUAAUUCAGAACCGUUUGGGUUGCCGGUUGUUGACAAGUCAAAUGACAAGGAGUACAUCUCGCAUUUGGAAAAUAGGGUGCAGUAUCUUGAACAUUUAUUGUCAAGAAACACAUUUGAAGAUUUUAGAAAUCCACGGUCACAAGAACCAGAAAGUGAAGGGGUCAUUGAGACGUUGUACACCACAAGUUCAAAGUGGAGGUUUUCGCGUCGUCACCAGAAUUUACUUAUUGUUGAAUUGUGCAAGUCGAUGUAUUCAAACUUGUCAGAAGAGCUGAAGGAAAAAGUGACAAUCCCCCGUAUGCAAUACUUUGGAUGGAACAUGUCGGGAGUCAACUACCUCACGCCGGAAAAUUUGCCUCCUUUACCCCAAUUAGACAUCGAGUUGGAUGAACGUUACUUGAUUGAUUUUUUCUUCAAGGAAGUGAACCCAUUGUUUGCCAUUAUUCAUGAAACGGUGUUUCGUGAACAAUAUGAAGCGUAUGAUAAGCUUAUGAAGGAGGAGGCAGUAACUACCGCCUCUGGCGAGAACAAGCACGACUCAAAAACAAACCAAACGAAAUUGUACUCCGCCAUCUUGUAUCUCAUCUUGGCGUUGGCCAUUCGAUUUAGUGAAUUUCAAAAGCCCAAGAGCCCCGACUUGGAAAUGUUGAAAUUGGAGGAGAAAUUGUUUAAAUAUGGAUACAAGAUUGUGUCGAUAUUAAGUUUUGAAUGGGAAUCAUUUGAGUUGAUCCAGAGUUGGCUAUUGAUUGCAUUAUACCUAAGAGUAGCUCACCGACAAACAUCUUCGUCACAUGCGUUGGGCCAAGCGAUUACAAUGACAAAAUCGAUGGGAUUAGGAUUCAGUGAGGAAAACUAUAAUAUCUUGGCGUGCACUGGGUAUGAACGCUUGAAGGCUAAACGAAUUUUUUGGUGUGUCUUUACAUUUGAUCGGGUAUGUGGGUUACAAACUGGGCGAUAUUGUGGUAUUCGAGAAGAAGAUUUUGGACGUGGGUAUCCUGGAUUUGAUUUCGAACAGGAGACGGUCAAGGAUGACUGGUUGACUUUACCUGCAUUGGCAUUGUUGCAUAUUGCCAGAAUCUCAAACUUUGUGCAUACGGCACCCAAUGAUAACCCUCAUUUGAUCAAAUAUCAACAGAUUAAUACCGAAUUGGUCAGUUUGCAUGCAUGGUUCAAUGAGAUUGGAUUUAGGAAUGAUUUGCUAUUUAAUAAAAAUGUGGGCCAUAAUGGGCCAAAUGAAGUUAGUUCGUUGAUCAAGGCACAAGUCAAGUUGCAUUAUUACGAUUUAGUGCUUUGUGUUCAUGGUAAAGUUCUUUUCAAUUAUAUUGGACGCAGAAUUGCGAGUAAUGGGUUAAAAGUCGAUAUGGUUUUGGAUGCAUGUCAUGGUGUCAUUGAAGUUUUGGAUAAGGUGAACAAAGCCGGGUUGCUAUAUACUCCAUGGUACUCGGUUCUACUCUUGCUAUUCAAUAUUGGUGUCAAUGCUCUUUGCUUGAUCAAUGGCGGUGUUUUCAUUCAGCAAUCAAGAGAUCUCUUGAAGAAUACUAUUAAAUUGUUUACCAUUUUGAAAAAAUCGCCAAUUAGGAAUAAGCAAAACAAGUUGGUGUUUCGUGAACGAUUUAAAAUGGUGAGAGAAUGUACGUGGGCAUUAAAAAUGGCCAAUAAAAUCUUAACGUUGCGAUUAGAAGAAGAUAUGAAUGCCUUGAAUAAUAUUGGUGUUGAUCAUGGCUCAUCUGAUGUAAAUAAGCAGUAUUUUUCUCAGUUGGGAUUCAAUGAUGGUGCACCUGGUGGACACACCAAGGAAGAUACAGUUGCUCCUGCUGGUGCUGCUGGUGCUGCUUCUGCUAAUUCUACCUCAAACCUCUCGUCGAGCAAUUCUCGCCAUGCGCAGUAUCAAAACCCACGCUCCAGCCAAGGCAAGAGCAACGAGUUCAACAAAGUAUUUGAACAACAGUUGUAUCGAAAUGAAGAGGGUUCCAAUAUACCACAUCAUAUAUUACAACAGCACCAAGAAUUACAAGGAGAAGCAAGCGGUACAGCAUCGCCAAUUUUAUCACAGUCGGGUGCUGAAAUGCAUACACCUAUCGAAGGCACUGCCACCACAAACACCAACAACGAUGAAGGAUCAUCCUAUGUUAAUUCAUUCAAUACGCCAUCUUCGGAUAACCAUGAAGGUGGCGGUGCCAUUGAUCCGUACCCGUCAACUGAAAUUGACCAGAUGUUGAGUAACUUGCAAUGGUUUGAUCAGUGGGUUGAUUUUACCUAUGAUUUUUAA